ACUGGAGUCCAGUUGAUCAAGUGGUGCACACAUUGGUAGUCGCAUAUGCUCGGAGGCUCUCUGGCAGUUAUUUUGGAUAAGAGACAAAACACGACUGGCUUUUUCUCCAUCUUUGGGGUUGACAAAGUUCUGACAAUACAACAAUGGAGCGCAGAAGCAGAUUAUUUAAGUGAAAUCCAUCGUGUACCAUAAUUGUAUACUCCAAGCUGUGUUCAAAGUUGGUCACAAUGUCGCAUCGUUCAGUUCAAGUUAUGAUAUUGGCAAGUUGGAUUUUCAGUGGUGCCAGUGCAUCUCCAGUCUAUGAACUCGGUAAUAUGAGCAACCUCACAAUGGAUAAUAUUGAAAGAAAUUCGCAAAUAUCUGGCCGCGCUUUCCCGUCGGUGUCAAACAUCAACCCGGAAGUCGGAACGGAUUUUACCCAAGUGACGUGGGCUCAUGCAGUAGACAACCGAAAGAAGCUGAGACGUGCACUAAGAGGCAGUGCAAUGAUGCUUGAAGCAGACGUUUCGCUGGGAAAGUUGAAAAGCGAUCCGCAUUCUGAAGACAGGCCAAUUAUGGCACACCCGCCAAUUUCGGCAAGUGACUUGUCGCUUGAAGACUUUUUAGACGAAGUCCUAGACGAAGCCUAUUACAAGGGAAUCAAAUUGGAUUUUAAAAGCGUCGAAGUACUCGAACGAGCUCUCCAGAUAGUCAAAACGAGAGAACAUAAAAUCCGGGUACCUCUUUGGUUAAACGCUGACAUUAUCAAAGGACCAGUGGAUUCUACUUCAAAUCCUAUAGACGCCCAGUUAUUUCUGAGCCUUACCAAAUACUACUUUCCAACUGCAGUCAUCAGCGCGGGCUGGACGACAAAACUCGCCAAAGAAGGUUAUUAUACUCUUGAUCAAUGUCGGAAUAUGAGAGACGCCCUAAUAGCAGCUCAAGUAACUGCCCCAGUAACAUUUCCCGUUCGAGCCGGACUCGUAGCAAAUUUGGAAUCUCGACAGAAUAUUUUAUGGCUUCUGAGAGAAAUACCGGGAAGUACAGUGACAAUUUGGAGUUCCUAUGGCGACGAAGUUGAUGUAUUUGGGCUGUUGGAUUUCAUAGACGCGAUCGGCAAAGAGUUCAUUUACAUCGACGUCCACAGCGGAUUGCGUUGUCGAAUGUCCCGUUACAGAGCAGCGUACUCGAUGGGUGAAUAUCUUUUGGGUUUUGGGCGAAAUAAUGGACGAACUUCGUCUAAUCCAAGUUUUUUUGCUUUGCUGACGUAUUUGUCGUGCGCGACUUCAUUCCUUCCAUGGAACAUCAAUUCGCAUAACCAGCAAUAGCGAAUGAAACACGUUCAACGGCUAUUUAAACGAAUGGAAGUUAUACAGUAUUUAUUAUCUUUUUUUUUUUACAACGUGAAAUCAAAUCAAAUCUCAGCAUUUUCUACAAUACGUGUAAAAUUGGCACGGAGAACAGGCCACACUCGAUUUUUUUGUUGUGCCUUCAACGGCAGUUUUCUAGUGUCGUAUACUGCAUUUGAAAUCGUUCGAAAUAUAUUGCAUUUAAAAAUUUUA
Messenger RNA from Daphnia pulicaria, 1541 nucleotides. Its product is annotated as protein FAM151B-like. Bases 228 to 1307 code for a protein of 359 amino acids. The record is from RefSeq and is a predicted model, not a curated record. NCBI's taxonomy places the organism in Eukaryota, Metazoa, Arthropoda, Branchiopoda, Diplostraca, Daphniidae. The transcript is spliced from 8 exons.